AUGCCCCCGGGAGUCCCCGAAAUUAGGUGUCGAGAGGCCUCGGGCAGCCCAGCGGGGCCACAGGUGCCUGCUCGGGCCUACUCUGGGUGCACCUGUAACUUGCAAGGCCUAAGUCACUCUCUUUUCAUCUCUUUCCACCUUUUUUUUUUCCUUUUAGGGGUAGCAGAUGGUGUAGGAGGCUGGAGAGACUAUGGAGUUGAUCCAUCUCAGUUCUCAGGGACUUUAAUGCGAACGUGUGAACGCUUAGUAAAAGAAGGACGGUUCAUACCAAGUAAUCCUGUUGGAAUUCUCACCACAAGUUACUGUGAGCUACUGCAGAAUAAAAUACCUUUGCUCGGAAGCAGCACUGCCUGCAUAGUGGUUUUGGAUAGGACAAGCCAUCGCCUGCACACAGCCAACCUGGGGGAUUCCGGCUUCCUGGUGGUGCGAGGAGGGGAGGUGGUCCACCGAUCGGACGAGCAGCAGCACUAUUUCAACACUCCAUUCCAGCUUUCCAUAGCGCCUCCUGAAGCAGAGGGUGUCGUCCUAAGUGACAGCCCGGAUGCUGCUGACAGCACUUCUUUUGACGUCCAGUUAGGUGACAUCAUCCUGACAGCCACAGAUGGGCUUUUUGACAACAUGCCCGAUUACAUGAUCCUCCAGGAGCUGAAAAAGUUAAAGAAUUCAAAUUAUGAGAGUAUACAACAGACCGCAAGAAGCAUUGCAGAGCAAGCUCAUGAGCUGGCAUAUGACCCAAAUUACAUGUCACCUUUUGCCCAGUUUGCAUGUGACAACGGACUGAAUGUGAGAGGAGGAAAACCUGAUGACAUCACUGUCCUCCUUUCCAUCGUAGCUGAGUAUACAGACUAACUCUCCUCGAUGUCAACCUCUGACUUUCCUCUUCCCUGUGUAUGGACUGUUCCUGCUGGCAGGACCGAGUUUUCCUUUGCCGCUGAUCUCGAUGGCCAGUGAUUUACGCCUGUCGCCUGUCUUUUUACAAUCCGGUUGAGAUCCUUGUUACGAACCACUACUGUCAUACUACUAGCUCACGUCUGCCAGCAACAGCUGAAGAAAACACAAGACUUGAAGCUCGUCCUUCAUUGCUAGUUAUCCUUUGCAGGGGGAGGUGGAAGACCUUCAGAGCCAAAAAAAUGGCUGCUAUUUUUCAGAAUUCAAUUGAAGUAUUGCAGAUGAGUAAUGUGGGUAGAUUGUAAUUCAAAACUAGAAUGUGUACAAUUUAUUUUUGAAAAAACCCACCACAAGUCAUAUACUACUACAUCUACUAGAAAAAUGCAUUACUCGUUGAAGGAAAUGUUCCACAUGAACCUUCACAUGCAUAGUCUGUUGUUGUAAGAUGAUAGAGUAUGUCUGUGUGUUUCUGGCAUAACCCCCUAUUUUUCAGGGGCUUAUAAUUCUGCUGUAAAACAUUGCUCUGAAUUCAUUUUAAGCUCUGGAUUCAUCUUAAAGUCUUGAGCCCAAGAGCCCUUUUAUUACAAAAUUGAGAGAAAAAUCAGUUUAAACUCUAUGGAUGCAAAUGUUUGUGCUUUUUAAAAAAAGAUGCUUAAUUGUGCUCCAGUGACUAAAGUUUUUGAGUAGCUCAUUAGUCCAGAUAAAAUGAGCUUAUGGGACAGUCUGGAAAAGCUUUGAGGGUUGGGAGUAGGAGAGAGGAGACACUCCUUGCCAAGUUUAAUUGGAGGUCAAGGGAGAGGAAAUAUCACUGCUUGGGUUGUGAAACAAACUCUUGAAAGCCCAGAGAUUGAAAAGUAUGGCUGAAACUCGCCUCAUUUGUCCAAAUGUGUUGCAGGGAAGUAUGCCAACAUCUCUGUGCAAGAACGGUAGGCUGGAUGGAGGUCCAGGGAUUUGAGAAGAUGGCCGUGACCUUGAAUUGUGUCAGCUUCUGGUUCCGUAGACCUGGUUAAGACCCACUUUGUGUAGCACACGCUGCAUCAAAGUUACGUUGAUCCGUGUAAGCAAAUACUUUGAGUACUGAAUGGCAAGAGCACUUAAGGGCCCCAGAAAAAAAACAUAAUUCUUUGUGAAAAUCUGACAUUGGAAGUUUCCCUUAAAGAAAUUGCGGGCUGUCAGAUUCAAACUUAAUGUUUACAGUUUCUUAAUAGCCAUUUGACAGUAUACUGUUUUCAUUGGAAUUACCCAGCAUCCAAAUUCUCCAUUAUCUGCAAGCUCACACUUAUUUACUUUUGAGGCUCAUUUGAAAGUUGACUGCUGUAAAGAUAUAUUUUUGGGUCAGUUUUCCUUUUUCCAUUAACUUGGUGGUAGAAAGAUAUAUACUUAGAAAUCCUUAAAUUAAAGCCAUGUUUUAUAUAUAUAAAAAAAAGUCAGGUAACAUUGGUGUUUAGAUGAGAAUGCAAUUAAACCAAACGAGUUUCUACUUGAGGAGAAUGUAGAAAGUCUGUUUUCCUCUAAAGAAGAUCUUACUCUGCCCGGUUUAUUGCAUUAAAACUGUUCUGUUUGAGGUUACCUCAACUGGUUUUAAAAGAUUUUUUUUUUUUGUGAAGUUGUACUGUAUAUUUGCAAAACUGUAUGUCAGGCUUUGGUUUUAUUUAAAAAUUGUUUAACAUGUACCAUGUACAUGUCAUUACUAUAUUUCAAAGCAUCAUGCUUGUAACAGGCAUUUCAUUUAUAAUGAGAAUGAGUUAUUCAUUUGUAAGCCGUUCAGUAAUUUAUCUACUAUUCCUAAAUUGGCAUAAUGUUAGAUAUAUAUUUUGAAUCACCUUUAAUUACAUGUCAGAAUGCCUUAACUACCCUAACUUGAUACAAAUAGCAUUCUUUGGUAGAGGGGGACGGGGGGGAGGGGAGGGAGUGUUAGAAUAAUGAGAAAUUGUAGUGCUGUGAUAAAACAUGGAAGAGUGAGUGUGGCACAUGGCGGGUAUUUAUUUUGCACAAACUAUUUGCAGUCUGUAUGUUUUUAAGAAACAGAAGGUUGCAUCCAGAUGGAAUUUUUUUGAAAGGAAUAUAUUCAUACUUAUGCUGAUGGCUUAAUUUCUCUUGUCUGGGGGGUUUCCAUUUUCUUCUGGUCUGAGGCCUUUGGCCUCACGAUCUGGAUGUUUCUGCAUUAAUUUUCCAAUGCCUACAAUUUUGGUUCCUGGGAGGAGGAGAGCUGGCAAAUGACCGGCUCAGGCUCUGCUCAGAUGAAACCCCAAACAGUCGUUCUAGAACUAGGCAGGUGGUAGUUUCUACAGUUUACUUAAUCAGCUUAAAGUCCUGCUUGACAAAUGGUUGUUACAGAAGAAAACUGACGUUUUGUCUCCGUAAUGUCGCGAGGAGUCCUAUGGAGAAGUUCCCUAGUACUUGACCUACAGAUUAAUGACCCAAAGUAUUUUCUCAUUUUGUAUCCCGCCCUUCCCCAGUCUUUCUUCCCUGUGCUGGGUUACCUCCACUCUUUUGUAACUGCUCGGGGGCUCCCAAUAAGCUCCUGCGCCCCCCCCUUUCCCUCAGUGGUUCGAGAUUGUUGGGCCCUUUUGGGGACCCUCGAUCUUGGGGAACGACUGCCUGAGCUGUGCCACUUAGUAAGUCUGUCUCUAAAGCUGAUGUUUGUGCUAAUGAUAGCUUAAAUCAAGCAGUGUAAGUGAAGCCAUUUGCCUCAUGUAAUGGACUUUUAUAGCAAACGAGAAAAUUUGGAUUUUUAAUUUACAAAUUACAAAUUAUUUAUCCCUCACUGGAUGCACCAAAGACCAGUAAAGUUUAUAGCUUUUCCAUCUAUAUUUAUAAAGCAAUACUGUAUUAUAAAGAAUUAAUAUUUUUAUCACAUGCUUGAAAAUUUUAUUUUGUUCUGUUUGAAAAUGUGCACUCUAAACAUAUCAAAACCUUAUUUCUUCCUAUGAACUUAAGCUGCCUGCGCACAAAAAAAAAUCUACUGAAUGGAGAUACAGUGGGGUCCAUGUGGUUGGUUUGUUUUUUGUUUUGUUUUGUUUUUUUGGUUAUUGUCAUUGUUUUUAAAGCCCAGGGUAGAGGGGAGGAGAAAAAUAAGGGGGAAAAGCUAUUUUUUUUUUGUCCAAUAAUAGGGUAAUGUAGUGGCUCGAUGUGAUUGAUGGGUACUUAACCACAAAGAGAAUCCAUUCCAGGUAUGUUUGUUUGGGGGUUGUCCUUGUAUCAAAUAUUAGGUUCACUGCUUUGCGUGAUGGAGGAAGUUUCCUCUGUGGAGGCAACUGCUCUGAAGUCAAUAUCCCGCAUCAAGUAACGAGACGGGGAAUGUGGGAUUUCUUUGGGGAAAGUCCAUGUUAAGGCUACGUAGAGAAGAAGGGUUUGGACUAGAAAACGUCUUUGCUUUCACAUGUCAAUGAUUCCUUGUCACCCUACUCGCUGUCUUUUGUUUGAACUACCACAUCCAAUUUCCCUGGGGACAAAAGUAAUACAUGUUUUGUACGGAAAGAAAAAAUUUCAAAUACAAGAAAUCAGAAUCUGAUUCCAUUUAGAGAACUCACAUGAGAUUUGGAUUCAAGUCAUAAUGAUAUUGGGGGGGGGGGAAGAGAGUUCUGAAUUGAAAAUUGGCUGUUUCUGUUCAGAGAUCACAGAUGUAUCAGAUGGCUUAUGGCAAAAUUGGCUAAAAUAACAAAACAAAAUUGAAUCUGUACCUGUACUAAUGAGAAUUUUUUUUCUUUUGAGACUAUCAUUACCUGUCUUACAAGAGGCAAGUACCUGAAUUGGAUGUCUGAAGUAUAACUUAUGCAGGAAUAGUUCUGUACAUACAUUUAAAUAAACUGUAAAGAUAUUUAAUAAAUAUAGUAUUUAUACUAAAAA
Messenger RNA from Gracilinanus agilis (Agile Gracile Mouse Opossum), 4737 nucleotides. It is a transcript of the gene PPTC7, whose product is annotated as protein phosphatase targeting COQ7. The transcript is spliced from 6 exons. NCBI's taxonomy places the organism in Eukaryota, Metazoa, Chordata, Mammalia, Didelphimorphia, Didelphidae. The coding region runs from base 1 to 849 and encodes 282 amino acids. The record is from RefSeq and is a predicted model, not a curated record.